AUUUAGUUUUAUAUUAGAAAUCAUUUUGUUAAAAACUGUCCCGAAGAUCACCAGUGUGAUCGGUGCAUUGCUUGUUUUGUUGGGUUCGAUUGGAACGAUUUUUGUCGAACUGAAAUUCUCGUCAGAAUAAUUAUUGUUGGGAUACAUGCUAAACUGUAAAACACUGUAAAAAAUGUAAAAUAUCGUGCUCAGUAUUCUUUGGUUCAAUGAGCGAAGAAUUUAGUACAAAACAUAUGUUUACCUGGCUUAAGUUUUCUCUGAUGCAACACAACAGUUUGAAGGGAAACCACCUUUAAACCAGACCAGCUGAUCACAGUAGUGCGCGGGAAAAGGAGGAUUUCAAAGUACCUUUCUUAAAGUGUGCAAAACAUUUUGUCCAAGGCGAUUUGCAUCGAAAAGUGUUUUGCAAGUACAAGAAUUUGAACUGAGAAAACAGGAACUUAUUAAUAGGAAAUUUCUAAAAGAAAAGCUAGAAAUGGGUGAUGCAGAUGCAGAAAAGGUCCUCGCGCCUCUACGUCUUCAUGUUAAGGAGCAGGGAGACAUCGUUCGAGGAUUAAAAGAGAGCGGGGCCACAACAAUUGACAUUGAAAGAGCAGUUGCUGAGUUGAAAGCAAGGAAAAGGCAACUGCUUAACAAAGAGAAUGAAUUGGUUGCAAAGGAGGAUUUUCCAAGACAGCAGAUGGAAGAUACUUUGAAGAGACGAUUCUUCUAUGGCCAAGCUUUUGAGCUGUAUGGGGGUGUAAGUGGCUUGUAUGACUUUGGUCCAGUGGGUUGCAUGUUGAAAAAUAACAUCAUUUCAGAGUGGAAGCAGCAUUUUAUUUUGCAUGAUCAGAUGCUGGAAAUAGAAUGUACAAUGCUGACACCAGAGCCCGUAUUACGCGCUUCAGGUCACAUUGAGAGGUUUGCUGAUCUGAUGGUCAAAGAUGAAAAAACUGGUGCUUGCUUUCGUGCAGAUCAUUUGCUCGAGGGACAUAUUGAAAAGCUGAUGCAAGACAAGAAGGUUGGUUUGGAUGUGAAGGAAAAGUGUAAGACUGUAUUGCAGCAGCUGGACAACUAUGGGAAAGAGGAAUUGGGAACUCUAAUGAGAGAGUUUGAAGUCAAAUCACCAGUGACUGGCAAUGAAAUUUCAGACCCAAUGGAUUUUAAUCUAAUGUUUCAAACCACUAUUGGACCAGGCAACGCAAUGCCAGGAUAUCUUAGACCAGAAACUGCUCAGGGAAUUUUCCUCAAUUUUAAGAGAUUGUUGGAAUUUAAUCAAGGAAAGUUACCAUUUUCAGCAGUUCAAAUUGGAAUGUCGUUUAGAAACGAAAUUUCGCCAAGAUCUGGCUUAAUUCGGGUGCGGGAAUUUCAAAUGGGUGAAAUUGAGCAUUUUGUUGAUCCUUUGCGCAAAGAACAUCCUUUGUUUUCGACAGUCAAGGAUAUUAAAGUCCCUCUUUACUCUAGCAAGGCACAAUUGAAUGGAGAAGCACCUUCAGUUAGGACCCUUGGAUCUGCAGUAGAAGAUGGAACAAUUGAUAAUGAGACACUCGGAUACUUUAUGGGCAGGAUUUAUCUCUUUUGUGUCAAAGUUGGAAUAGACCCAUUUAAGUUCAGAUUUCGUCAGCAUAUGCAGAACGAAAUGGCCCAUUAUGCCUGUGACUGCUGGGAUGCUGAAUGCAAAACAUCAUAUGGGUGGGUGGAGUGCGUUGGUUGUGCUGAUCGUUCGUGUUAUGACCUAAAAUGUCAUUCGCAAGCUGCUAAAGUUAACUUGUCAGCCGAGAGGCCCCUUCCUGAACCUGUCCAAAGAGACGUGGUUUCUCUUAGUUGCAAUAAGCAAGCUGUGGGAAAAGCUUUUAAGAAAGAUGCCAAGAAAGUGCAAGCGCAUUUAGAAGGUCUCAGUGAAGAAGAGAUUGUGAAUUUGGAAACUGAAAUGACUGCUAAUUCUGUGUAUGUUUAUACUCAUUCAGAUGGUGGAAAGUUUAACGUUCUACCAGGAAUGGUGGCAGUAAAACGCACCAAGAAAACAUUCCAAGUGGAAGAAUUCAUGCCUUCUGUCAUUGAACCUUCAUUUGGAUUUGGAAGGCUGCUUUAUUCCACAUUGGAACACAAUUUUAAAAUCCGAGCUGCAGAUGAACAGCGUACGUUUUUCUCUCUUCCCGCUGUUAUAGCUCCUUACAAGUGUUCUUUGCUUCCGCUAAGCAACAAACCAGAUUUCAACCCCUUUAUUACAUCAUUAUCUUUAGCCCUGAAGAAACUCGGCAUCUCACAUAAGGUCGACACUUCAUCUGGUUCAAUCGGCAAGCGUUAUGCACGUACUGAUGAAAUAGCUGUUCCCUUUGGUAUCACCGUUGACUUUGAUACAGUGAAGAUAGAACCGCAUACUGCAACUUUGAGAGAGCGUGACAGCUUGGUACAAAUCAGGGCGACUGUUGAAGAAAUUCCUCAGAUUGUUUACGAUCUUGUGCAAGAGAAUACAACCUGGGAAGAAGUGAUGAAAAAGUACUCUGUGUUCGAGGAACAAAUUAAUAAAUAACUCUAGUUACAUAAAAAGUCAUGUAGAGUCAUAUUUGGUUAAGGGUGAUUUGGUUAGCAAAUUUCUGCAUGGGUGCUCUCUUAUUUAUCGUUUCAAAUAUAGAUUUUGAAGUGUGUGUAUAAACUAGGG
Ciona intestinalis (vase tunicate) is the source of this 2641-nucleotide messenger RNA. The record is from RefSeq and is a predicted model, not a curated record. NCBI's taxonomy places the organism in Eukaryota, Metazoa, Chordata, Ascidiacea, Phlebobranchia, Cionidae.